AGUGCAUCAGAGCACUAGAAUGGUGGACGAGAGUUGAAAGCUGUACAAUAUGGCCACUGUUCCUUAGUGCAUCCCAAUUUAUGACCCAACAACCCCUCAAAGCCGAAAGGUUCUCUCUUUCACAAAACUCGCAACAGUGACAAAUCUGCAAACCCAGAAACCUCCAACUCAGAAAUCGAGCGAUGUGCCAACCCUCGGUCAAUUUCUGGACUUAUCUGUGCCUCUCCCUCGUCGUCCUCCACACCCACCUUCCUAUCUGCGAGGGUCUCUCUGUGGUUGACCUCAAUUUGCUGGAGCACGGCCAAUUCCAUGCCAUGACGAAAAGGGUUUGCAGGAAAAGCAUUGGAGAGUGCCUCACAGAUCCCCAGAUGGGUUCUGACAGCAACAGGAGACUUCUGGCGAUGCAGAAAAGGUACAUUAGCUAUGAGACUCUCAGGAGGGACAUGGUUCCAUGUGAUAGGGCAGGAGCUUCUUACUACAGUUGUCACGCCACUCAAGCCAAUCCCCAUAAUAGAGGCUGUGAGGUCAUCACUGGAUGUGCCAGAGGUAUUAAAGGCAUCAACUCUUGAUCAAUUUCAUACUCGUUCCUUAGCCCUUAGUCCACUCAAGGUACCUUCUGCGUUUUCCCCCCUUCAAUUUUCAUCUUAUCGUUUUGUUCAAGAGGCUCCCUGUGGUUAAUACCAUGAGUUUACAUUCAGAAAGCACAUGAUUUGUAAAAUAUAAUAAAGGAUCUAACUUUUCUUCUCA
Messenger RNA from Prosopis cineraria, 747 nucleotides. Its product is annotated as protein RALF-like 24. Lineage: Eukaryota; Viridiplantae; Streptophyta; Magnoliopsida; Fabales; Fabaceae. The transcript has a single exon. The coding region runs from base 183 to 569 and encodes 128 amino acids. The record is from RefSeq and is a predicted model, not a curated record.